Molecule: messenger RNA, 1995 nt
Organism: Halteromyces radiatus
Lineage: Eukaryota; Fungi; Mucoromycota; Mucoromycetes; Mucorales; Cunninghamellaceae
Product: major facilitator superfamily domain-containing protein
Exons: 8
Coding region: 143-1837 (564 amino acids)
Biological process (GO): transmembrane transport
Molecular function (GO): transmembrane transporter activity
Source: RefSeq, a predicted model, not a curated record
UCCACUCCGAUUUUCCGUUCCUUGUCUAAAUGAUUUAGUUUUCUUUUCUUUUUUUCUUUCUUUCUUUCCAUUUCUUCCCGUUUUGUUUCUUCUUUUUUAUCUUUCUCUCUUUUUACUCCUUCUCUAUUAGUUCCACUCUUCAAUGAGGAACAAUGGCGAUACACAGGCACAAAAGGAACCCAGUCUCCCGGAUCUUGAAGAAACCUCUCUUCCAGUCGAUACUAAUGAAAAAUCCAUCACUACCACAGAUCUGACUCGUAUGGCAAAUGCUCCUUUGAAAGUGAAACUUAUGGUCCUUUUUUGUAUGCUUUUACUACCUAUUGGAUGUCAUUUUAUGGAAGCUACCAUGGGAACUCUCAAGACUUCAUUGAAAAAAUCCAUGCACAUCAACAACACACAGUUUGGGAUCCUUUUAUCCGCCGUAACACUCGUUAAUACAGUACUUCCUCUUUUGGCAGGUGCCUUUGUUGAUGAUACUACAGGUUUUGGGUCCGUCCGUGCUACCACUUUUGUGAGUUUUGUGAUCUUUUCUGGUUCUCUUAUUGUCUCAUUGGCCGCCGCUUAUAACAAUUAUCCAGCAAUGAUUACUGGUCAAAUGAUUUAUGGGUUAGGAGGAGGAAUGAUUGUGACAAUGCAAGAAGCAAUUCUAUCGAAAUGGUUUCGAAAUCAACAACUGGCUAUUGUUAUUGGUGUUAUUUUAUCUUUGGCUCGAUUGGUGAAAUGGUUGGCUAAAAUGAUCUGUUAUCCUAUUGUUAAUGCAACCGAUGACGCCAAUGCUCCUAUCUAUAUUGCUACCAUGAUUUGUGCUGUUGGAUUUGCUAUGAAUGGUGUUUACUGGUAUAUUAUGUGUCAUUAUGGUUGGGCAACUUCUUCCGGUAAAGAAUUGUCUUCUCCUAAUCAAAACAUACGACCAAACAAUGAUGAUGAUAAUCAACAUCCUUUUGAUCAUCUAAAGCAUACUUCUUCUUUAUCUCCUAUGACAACUAUUCGUUGGAUCUAUCGAUGGCUCUUCUUUUUACCCUCUAUCUUUUGGAUGAUACCAUGGAUUCAAUUUAUCAUGUCAAGUGUUCUCAGUAGUUUUGAUGAUAUUGCUACUGAAUAUGUUCAAUUCCGGUUCCAAACAACUACAGUGAUGGCUGGUUAUCAAAGUAGUUUGUCUCAAGUUGUACCUAUUGUGGUGGGACCUAUUAUGGGUAUUAUUAUUCAUCGCUUUGGACAUCGAGUGACAAGUUUAUUCGUAGGAACUCUAUUUUUGGUGGUGUCAAUGAUCUUGAUGGGUUACACAAUGAUCUCGCCAGCUGUCGGUAUGAUUCUUUUCUCCUGUGCCCUUGCUUUUGGCCCCGUAUCUGUUCUCAGUUCGACUGCUAUGUUAUUACCCCAUGGAUUAGUUGGUAUCGGUGCAGGUUUACAUAAAUGUGCUAACAAUAUAGGGACAACUAUUGUAGCUGUCAUUGUAGGAUACGUUCAAGAUUUAACUUAUCAUGAUGGAAACCCUUCCGAUGACAAUGCAGAUCUACAAACUGAAUAUGAUGGUGUCAUGAUUUUAUAUCUCUCAUUGGCCUGUGGUUCGACUUUGAUAGCAGUGAUUCUUUGGUGGAUGGAUCGACGUCAAUUGAUGGGAUGGUUACAAGCAGAUAAAAAAGAUCGAGAUCAACGUUUGGAAGUAUUAACAUCAAUGGAACCAAAUAAAUCUUGUUCUAAUCUUGCUGCCAUUGGAAGUCAAGUACGAAAAACCAAAUCCUAUGUAUAUGUUGGCAUCUACUGUUUUUGGUUAUUGGCUGCUUGGGUUAUUUUCUUUGUUUUUGCCUUGAUGCCAGUUUAUAUGAAUUACGAAUAAGUCAUCUCCUUUUUUUUUUUAUGUGUAUAAUUAGUUGUUUUUAUUUUAUUCUUUGAUUUUUUUUUUUCAAAAUACAAUUAUCUCCCCCCUCCCACUUUGUAUAUAGAUAUAUUUAUAUAAUAGCAUUUUGAAAAUAAAAAUAAAAUGAAAAAAACGUG